ACCUCCCUAUAAUUUGUGAUUUUUAAUGUCGAUAUGCUUAAAUGCCUUCGGGCUUAUGUUGUUUUCGUUGUCUUGUUUGCUUCAAUUUAUUUGGCGGCACGGUAGCCAACCCGGUAACGCAGGGGAGCAGCCGCCAUCUAAAAGUUUAUUUCUUCUGGGUGGAAUUUGUUUGUGAUCAUGGAACCGGACAAGUCCCAUACUUUGUCUCAGCAGGGCUUUAUUUACUCUGCUGAGGGAUGUUCUUCUGGGCCCCGACCAGAGGAUUUAAUGAGAGGGGAGCAUGAGGGUGACAUACCUCAGGCUGGUCAGCGAGUGGCAGCUCGUGCUAACGACCAAGGCAUGAAUUUGGAACCAAUCAAACUUACAAAACGGGAAAUGUUUGAUAUUUUAACUGAACAGGCACGCUUAAUUGGACCUAAAAAAAGACCUCUGGAUCUUACCACUGAAGAUAGAACCAGAAUAGUCCUAAAGACGUUAUUUCCGAAUGAAAUAGCUGAAAAUUUUGAUAGCAAAAAUAAAACUGUUGUAGAGACUGUCACAAAAUUUAUUAGUAAAUGCGAAACAAUGUACAAAGCCAGCAAACGUAAUCUACAAUUGUUUUAUAAGAAAAAUAGAUCUUGGCUUGACACAAAGUUUGCUAUACCUCAUAUGAGUUUCCCCAAUGUCACAACAACAUCACAAGAGACGUUAAUAGUGUCGGUAUCUUCUACAUCUACGUCCAAACUGAAGGAACCACAACCUUCAAUAUUAACGUUGAAAGUGAUUGAACCAGAUCUAUCAUCAUCUCAAGAGAUGUUAAACCUGAUGGAACCAGAACUUUCAUCAUCUCAAAAAAUGUUACUAGAACCAGAAGCUUCAACAUCUCAAGAGAUGUUCCUGGAAUCAAAACCUUCAACUUCUCAAACUUCUAAGACUUAUGACAGUUUGAGUUCUCGCCAACAGCGUCGCAUAAGAAAGAGAUUGGAAGAAGAACUUGAAGGACAACCACAUUCCAAAAUUAUUAAAGCAAUUUCAAAAGUUGUCACCGAUCAUACUGGUGAAAAACUUAGUUCAGGUUCUGCUCGAAAGUUGGAGUUCGUAAUAAACGAAUGCUUGAAAUCUCCAACUCGGCCCAAAAAAAUUGCAUCCAUUAUACCACCCAAAGUGGAACCCAAACCAUUUAGUCCUGAAGAAGCCCUUUCUAUGAUGAUCGAACGAAAAUUUACUGUGGAUGAUUAUAUUUCUAUGCAGAGAGAAUUAAAAGAAAGAGGGUUCCCGGCUUAUCCAUCGCACUAUCGAGUACAAUUUGCCAAAAAAAUGUGCUAUCCUGAUGAGCAAUUACAUGUUACAGAAAGAGAGGCAAGCGUUUCUUUGCAUAGUUUAUUGUUACACACAAUACGCCGCAUCAUUAAAGCUUGUGACACAAAAAUAACAGAAUACUUCAAUCAAAAUUAUAAAGAUAUUGUGUACUGUAUUUUUGAGGGUUCUUGGGGGUUCGACGGCAGCACUGGACAGUCAGUUUAUAAGCAAAAUUUCAAAAAUGGGAAUGAUAAGGACGAAAAUUGUUUAUUUGCCACAACAUUCAUACCAUUAUAUUUAAAAACAAAUGACGGAUUUGUGUUGUGGUCCAACCCAAGCCCACAAUCUUUUAGGUUUUGCCGUCCAGUAAAAAUUCAGUACAGAGAAGAGACAAAAGAACUUAUUUUGGAGGAAAAAACGCGCGUAGAAGACGAAAUUAAAAAAUUAUCACCCCUUUACGCAGAAACGCUCUCAGGUCAAAGUAUAAUAGCUGAACCAAAAUUACACCUUACUAUUAUCGAUGGUAAGGUUUUUAAUAUAAUAACGGGGACUUCUUCGCAGCUUCGUUGUGCAUGUUGUGGCGCAUCACCAUCAGAUUUUAAUAAUUUAAAUUUAAUCAAAAACCGGCCAUUAAACCCCGAAGCAUUACGUCAUGGAUUAAGCCCACUGCACGCUUGGAUCCGAAUUUUUGAGUUUUUAAUGAAAUGGCGUGUAUCUAAAAAUUCGUUUGAGGCUAUAAUUGUAGAAAGUCGCAAAAAAUAUAUUCAAAGCGAAAUAAGAAGCAGAAUGGGUCUCAUAGUAGAUGUUGUUCGUCCAAAUUCGGGGACCACAAACGAUGGAAAUACCGCACGUACUGCACUGUCCGAUAAAUACCGAGAAUCUUUUUCUGAAAUCUUGGGUCUAGAACCAUGGUUGGCGGAAGAUUUACAUACCAUUUUAGUGGUUUUAUCCAGUGGGUUGAUAAUUAAUGCAAAAAAAUUUGAUGAUCUUUGUCAAUCUAUUGCAACAAGAUAUGUGAAAACAUACAAAUGGUAUUAUAUGUCCACUACAGUGCACAAAAUAUUAAUGCACGGUCAGCAAAUUAUAGAGUCCAGCCCAUUACCAAUAGGUAUGUUGUCAGAGCAAGCCGGGGAAUCUAGGAACAAAUUCUGGCGUUAUGAUCGUGAGCAUCACACACGCAAGCUCGAUCGUGAAAUAACUAUCACAGACUUAUUUCACCGUGGACUUGAAUCAUCUGAUCCAUAUUUAUCUACCAUAUCCCACAAUAAAAGAAGUAAACCUAAACAAUCUUUACCCCCAAAAGUUUAUUCUCUGUUGGAAGUGACAAUGGACAAUGUGCGUUAUUUCCCACCGGAUUCUAAUUUCGAAUUUGAAGAAGUGGAACUAACUUCAGACGAAAUCCUCAUUAUUUCAGAUACUGAAGAUGUGGCGUAAAUUGAUAUUUGUUUUUUUUUGGUAAUGAUUAUUCCAAAUAAGUCCAGUUUAUUUCUCCCUUUUCUUUCAUAAACUCAAAUUUUAAUACUGGCUAUCCACCGCAGUUUCAAGUGCGUUUUUGGUUCCUACUUCACCUCCGGUAGCAUCUAUGCUUCAUGUAUUUUGCUUUCAUA
Messenger RNA from Helicoverpa zea (corn earworm), 2885 nucleotides. RefSeq lists its product as uncharacterized. Bases 178 to 2712 code for a protein of 844 amino acids. NCBI's taxonomy places the organism in Eukaryota, Metazoa, Arthropoda, Insecta, Lepidoptera, Noctuidae. The transcript has 2 exons. The record is from RefSeq and is a predicted model, not a curated record.